AUUACAUUUAUUGAGCUAUGUUUUGACCAAAAGACCAUACCAGAAGAAGAAAAAGAAGACCCAAAGACUGUUUAUGACUCGAAAAUCACCGGUUCAUUUAACUGUUGAGAAAGAUCAAUCUGUCCACCUACAUAUGUCCCCUGGAAAAUCAAAGAUAAGAACAUCAAGUCCUAAGAGAGCAGCCAACAAGAGGUCCUCCUCGCCGGCUAAAGAAAAGCCUUGGAUACCAGCGCCAUGUAAAACGAGUAAGAACAAGUACACAUGGGCGGGGAGCAAGGCAAAGUUGGAUAUAACGUCACCAUUGAUUGCACCAAAUGAGUCCCAUGCUAGUAGUAUCAUAAUACAAGUUGAUUCUGACGCUGGUCUUGAAGAGCCUACUUUACUGGACAAAACAGAUAACUACAGAGACAGGGUACAUGAUCUCACUGCAGCUGAAGUAGACCUCUUUAAAACAAAGACGGAUCUGCAAUAUAUGCGUGGGGAUCUGAACGCAUCGUUAACUGAAACAUGGAAGAGAGAAAAGGAGAUUGAUAUAAUUCAGGAGGAUUUGUUCCACACUGAGCUAGAAAAUGAAAGACUUCGGAACUCCAUCAAAAAUUUGGCUGACACCGACAUGGUGCAAAGGAGAUCACAGUCCAGACUACAAGAAGAACGCGAGGCUCUGUUGAAGAGACUGGUACAAGCUGAGGCUGACUCAAUGACUGCUAAACGAGAACUGUCACUUCUUCACAGCAAUAUUCGUCAGAUUAAAGCUGAGAAAGAUAUUUGCCGAGAAGAUACCGAUAAGUUGGCCAGUCAGCGCGAAGUAUUACUUAUUAAGUGUGCCGAGGCUGAGGACAAUAACCGGGCACUUAGAUCCGAGCUCAGGGAAAAUCAACUUAAACUGCAAGACACGGGUAAACUAAAGGAACAGCACGAGAAAGUUCUAGAUCGCCUCACUCAAUCGGACGCAGCCAACACAGACCUGAGAUCCUCGCUGCUUGACAUGGACAAACAGAUAUCCCAGUUAUCACGCCAAGUAGCAGCCGAGAAAGAAGAGGCGGAAGCCUACAAACAUCUCCAGAAAACUAGCGAGAUGUCGCGCUCACGCGCAGAGGAGCAGCUCCAGACCAGCAUGGGGGUGAAUACUCGUCUGGAGAGGAAGAUAGGGGCUUUAGAAGGGGAUAUCGAGUUGGAGAAGAAGGAACACGUGCAUUUAAAGGGACUAUAUGCGGGGUACAAAGAGAAAGCGCAUGCGGAAAAAGAGGCAUUGAGGGAGAAGGUUCGUGCUUACCGGGAAAGGGCUCUGCGAAGUGAAGAAGCGCUUGAAUCUGUAUCAGCUCAACUUGAGACCAAGAGGAACCAAAUAAAAGAUCAAGAAGCAAAAGAAGAAGCCUUAAUAAAACGAGUGGAUAAUCUUACAGUCGAUGAAGUAGAAAUGGGAGAGGCUAUUGAUACUCUGAAGAGGAAGCUCUUUUUGGCAGAAGAACAAGCAGCUGAAAUGGAAGAUGAAUUGAAAACGGAGAAAUCAAAGUUGAAGGCUACAAAGAGCAGCUCGGAUAAGGAAGUAGCCAGGCUAACGGCCAAAUGUAAACAACUGAAGGUAUCUGUUGACAGUUUAAACGAUAAAUUAGCAGAAAAAGAGGAAGAAGUUGUAGUGGCUGCCGCCUCAAACAAUGCUGAAGCGGAGCGUCUUGCACAAGAAGCAGAAUUCUUUAAGGAGAGAUUGAGGGAAGCGGAGGAACUAUUGAAUAGAUAUAAGACAGACAACAUGAUGCUUCAUCAGCGAGUCGAGAUGGCUGAAAGAGAUAGGGGCGCCUCGGAGCAUGGCAACUACGUAGAACUUGAGAAGGUGCGAGAAGAAUACCAAGAAAAGUUAAACGAACUAUCCCAAUACCCGGAGAAGUUGAGUUCAGCAGAGGCUCGAUACCAACACGCAGAGGCACAAUCAGAGGCACUAAAUUCUCAGCUAGCUGAUAAAAACCAGACUGUUGAGGAGCUACAGAAAAAGAUAGAUUUGUUCCAGGGUCAGAUUGGAAAACUAAAGACGAAAAUACAUGCUGUGAACGAGGAUAAUAUCGAGUUAUCAAACAAAUCUCAGAGUCACGAGAGGAAAGUUCUGGAAGCUGAUUUACACAACAAAAAUCUAAUGGAUCUGGUAUCUAAGAAGGACGAUGCGGUCGAGGCACAUCAGCCUUCAGUGGAUGAGCAGCUUGCAAACCUGCCCCCUCCUCCUGCCUCCCCCAGCACUGAUAACAACAUGUCAGAGCCAGAGAAGGGGAUGGAGGAGAGUGGGAGUGAGACUGGAAGUGACUCGGAGAGUGAAAGUGAGGAGGAAAUUGAUUGGAGUGAGAUGCUGAAGAGCGCUGAACAGAACAGAGAGCGUCUCGGGCUGGAUGAAGUGAGUGACGGCGAGAGCACUGAGGAUGAGAAUGGAAACAGGGUUCCCAAGAAGAAGGAGCAGAACGGGCUCACCACCGAGGACUACAUGCAAAGGAUGGCCACCAACCAACUCAUGGGGUAUGAUGAGUUCGGAAGACCGAUGAAUGGCAAGUAUAACGGAGCUAUGGGCGGAAUGAGUGGAAGGAAGGGAAUGAAGAAUAGAGCUAUGUUGUUUGGAAUGGAUGGAGGUAAACGGAACACUAAGUCUGGUUCUAAUAACAAAGGAGCUGGCAGAAAGGACCGAUCUGGGAGAUCAGGGGGUCGAAGGGCCAAGAAAGGAGGCACCAGCAUGGCCCUGCUAGGAUUCUAAUCAGAUUUUAUACCACAUUGUUGAUAUGGUACCAAGUUCGCCAAAUUUCCUGUCAAAAAAUACUACAUAUAUUCUACAAUACAUCUUCCUAAGAAGACCUAUUUUAAAAAGUGCAUGUUCAAGGCUGUAACACGUGCUGGGAUCGCGUUGGAACUCACUCUGUAUUAUUCUCAUGUUGCUGAAAUUCCUGUCUCAUACAUGUGUUCCCUACAUCAUCCUACAUCAUCCUACUUGUACUGCUGAGAAUACCUACAAAACCCCCCUCUACUGACAAGACCUUUUUUCAUUGCCACAAGAUACGGGGCACCCUAAAGAUAUUUGGAUCCUCAAUUUUUACUCCACUUCAGCUGGACAGUGAUGACGAACAGUAUGAUGAACCAGCUUUUUUACGUUAUAAUAAUUUAUGUUGAUUUGAUUUUUGUAGUAUUGUAACCAUGGAUAUAUUACACAGUAAAAUUAUAUGAGUGUAGUAAAACUGUGACAAACUUAUGAAAUGGGUCUGACGGUCUGUUGUUGUGUGUUCCCGAUGUCGAAAUAUUUUUCGAGAUUGGCUUCCAGUAUUUUAUUUUCCCGUCAUUAAUGUUGGCAACCUGGCUUCAAUUUGAAUAAUUCCGUGUGUACGAAAUGGCAAGUUUACGAAAUUGCUCUGUACACAACUAACAGCAACAAUAGACCUAUUCCUUCAGUGUUCUAAGUUUGUCGCAGUACGGGUGAAGUUGAAACGUUUUCAGAUCGAUCGUUUCAAAUUUUCGAUUCUUUUAAAAAGACAGAAUAUAAUAUAUCGAAUUAUAACACAGUACAAAGUUUUAUAUCAAUGAUUUAUAGAUUUAAUGACACGCCAUAGGACAUAUUAUAUAUAAUAUGAUUAAAAUAUAUUAAGUAUUUAAGAUUUACUUUAGAUAUUAUACAAUUAGUUCAUGUUGACAGAGGAUAAAUAAAGGUUCAUGGUUGAAGUACUUUGACACGGCCGUUUUCCCCCCCUUUUUAUUCGCUGCUAAUUAUGUUUUUAAUGUGCAACUAAAAAUUUUGAAAUGCGUUAGUCUGCGUUAAUUGAUUGAAAAUUCAAAUUUAUAAUUAAUUUUAUCCUCUAA
Bolinopsis microptera is the source of this 3822-nucleotide messenger RNA. RefSeq names its product outer dense fiber protein 2-like. Lineage: Eukaryota; Metazoa; Ctenophora; Tentaculata; Lobata; Bolinopsidae. Gene Ontology annotation, cellular component: centrosome. The coding region runs from base 74 to 2731 and encodes 885 amino acids. The record is from RefSeq and is a predicted model, not a curated record. Gene Ontology annotation, biological process: regulation of cilium assembly. The transcript is spliced from 17 exons.